This is a messenger RNA of Phytophthora sojae, 2526 nucleotides long. RefSeq lists its product as hypothetical. The transcript has 2 exons. NCBI's taxonomy places the organism in Eukaryota, Oomycota, Peronosporomycetes, Peronosporales, Peronosporaceae. The record is from RefSeq and is a predicted model, not a curated record. The coding region runs from base 1 to 2526 and encodes 841 amino acids.
AUGGCGGGGCGAAGGCCUUCAACGGCGCCAACUCAGCAGCAGUCUCCGUCGAAAGCCAGGACCUUCUCUUCGAUCUUCCAGCAGCACCAGCACCAGGAGCCUGUGUUCGUGCAAGUUUCUCGGCGCACGUCUUCGCCGAUUAUGUCCCCAGUUGGCCCUGGUGGAAGACGUCGACCUAGUGUCGCUCCAAUCGGCCCGAUCACUUCGCCAGUGCGUGGAAGUGGGGGGUCAGAUGCAGGGAAUUCUACGGCUUCUCCAGGUUCAGGCUCAAGUCCUCGCGCGUCGUUCAUCCGGCGUGAAAACAGGCUCGAGAAACUGCAGGAACAGGUGAGCGUACUCAAAGCAUCGCUUGGAAUCUCGGACGAAGACUUGCAGUGGAAAGUUGAGAGCGCCAAGGGCAACGCCUUCCUCGCGGCAGAUCGACAUCUUGCAGCCUGUGAAGAACGCUACGACCGUCUAGUAUUUGAGAUGCAGGAGCUGUCCAAGCCUGCUCGCUGUGCUGACGAAGAUAAGGCCAACGUCGCUUUGGCGGCCAAACUGCGCUCACUAGAGAAACAAGCGCAACAAGUUGCAGAGCUAAAGACGAAAGCGACCACGUACCAGGCGGAUAUGGUGCAGACCAAGAAGAACUUGCGCGCAGUCCGCGUGGACGCAGAGCUACACCGAGCCAAGCUAGACUCUUCAGCCGCUGCCUCAGCCGCACAACUGGAGAUCUCGACGGCUAAACGGCUGGAAAGUAUCAAGGAAGAACUCUUGACGGUGCAACAGCAACUCAAAUCGGAGCAGGGAAUACUGCAAACGCUGCUGGAAUGGCUGGGGACUGAGACCGAUCGUUUUGGAGCUUCUUUCGCUGCUGAGGACUUGUCGCCUUCACCUGUAAUUUCCGAGCAAACGCUGGAAGCCAAGCGCUCGUUGCUCUACACACUGCGUACAAUCCCGGAGUGCACGCAAGGCAGCGAGCGAUUGUCCACGCUGUGCUCUCAGGCUACUCAACUCGCCUCUAGGAUCACAGCGUCACGCGCGCACGACUUGAAGCGGACAGAGACCGAGUUGGAGCGAACCAUGCGUGACGUGGAGAUCUGGAAGACGCGCCGCGAACAGGCCAAAGAGUUUGCUGAUGAAAUGCGGAAGCGCGAGGCGGCGUGGCAGGCUAAACAGCGCGAGAAAAACGAGGAGUGUCUGGCACUGAUGAGAACGUACGUUCCAAUUGAUAUCGCAGACUUGUCAGUGGAAGCUCUUAUCGCUCGAGCUCAGGAAGGAGGGGUAUUGUACACGUACGACCUCGCUGCCUACCUCAAGACGAAUCGCUUCCUGCACUGGUUGGUCACUCAUGAAGACGACAUUGCGCGCGCCAACUUCUUAGCGAUCGAGAGCGCGCCCUUCUUCAUGGACUUCGCCACCUACGACAUCAACGAACUGCGCGCGAUGGCUCGAGUCCUCCCAGACACCUUCGCGUUUGACAAGGACUGUCGGAAGAAUGCGUGGCGUGCAUCGUUUAUCGAGCACGUGCGGCAGCUCGCUGCUCAGCAGCAACACGAGACCAUAAAGGCUGGCUGGGACCCCGCCAAGUGCGCAAGGCGAGACGUACAGCUACCGGAACUCACAGCAAGACAGCAGCUCAAUCCGAUCUUCUGCUACCCGACCGAUGCAGAGAUCGACGCGCGCUUAGACAAGUUCGAGCGCCAAAGGAUCCGACUAGAGUCCAAGCGCGCGCGGUUGAAGACUCUGGACGAGGAACUCAUCCCGCAAGCUAAAGCAGAAUAUGUCGCUGUAGCAGAGGACGCUCGCAAUGAAGACCUCUUGCGCUCUUUUGGCAAAGCCACUCUGAUCGCUCUACGCGAGGAAGCCAAGCAGCAGCAUUUGACACUGUGCAAGGAGCGAGAUACUGUCAAGGGCGAGCUAGCUCACGGUGAGCGCGCUUGGUCGACAAUGACCCCGACGUACGAGCAGUAUCAAGCUGAAGUGGCUCAGAUUCGAGCUCUAGAUCCUGAAGUUAGGAACGCGGCAUGCAUUCGUGGGCCAUUCCCAGCUGAUGUCGACAUUCAGCCUCGAGAGCGUGCAGCAUUCAAGAAGCUGUCCGUUGAGGAGGAGGCUGAGGCGAGGAAGCGGGAACUGGAUAACGCUAUAGCGAAGCGGAGUCAUGAUAUCAGCGAGGUGGCUGUCGUGGAGGAAAGCCAAGCAGUCUCGGUGGAUCCGGAGACUGCAGAGGUGGAGUCUGUUGUCAUGACCGAGACUGAAGUGGAAGCACUACGCUUGAUGCAACUGGAGGAUAAGCAAAUGACGGAUGCUUCUGUGUCGAAUGAGACACCUGAAGGGUCAACCGAGGCUCCACAACGCGGGUUUAAACGAGUCAAGUCUCUGCAGGUAGCGGUUGGUGUCCUGCAGUUCCUCGAAAAAGACUUUUGCAGCCCCAAGCGCGCGAUGCGUGGCAAGGAAGGUGGUCUUCUAUCGCCAUCCCAGAAAGCAUCAGAGUCGGAAGAAGCGGGUGAAGUCUCGAUCACGAAAGAGGAGCAAAUGGUCUGGUAG